AUGCUGAUACCGUAUAACGAUGUGUCAAUAUUUGUUAUAACCAGUAGAUUCUCUGAACUUUUAGAAGAACAGAAAGAAGAAGCUAUUUCUUAUCUGUUCUUGAACAGGUGCAGCCAUAGUGAGUUACCGAAAGUCCUCGAGGGUCUACGGGCUGUGAGCCAUUAUUUGGAUCGGCCAGUAGAUGAAUUGAUCCUGGAGAACAAUAAUCUGCCUAGUCUGCCAGGCAAAGUUUUUGCUACUUUACGCGUUCUUCGUUUAAUGCUCCGAAAUAAUCGUCUCGAGAGAGUAUCGUCAGGAUGGUUAGAAGGACUCCACGAUUCCCUGUUAGAGUUGUUCGUCGUGGAAUCGGAUUUACGUUCUUUACCAGUGGACAGUCUCGAAAAUCUGCACGGAUUGGAAGCAGUGACCUUGCAGAGCAAAGUGAUGAAGAAACUACCGAGAUUCUCCGGGCUUUCAAAACUUAGGUAUCUUCAAAUAAAUUCGCCAGCUUUAUUGGAACUAGCGCCAAGAAACUUUCGAGAUUUACCAAAUUUGGAACAGCUUCACGUGUUUGGUAGUCCGCGUCUGAUACGAUUAGAGGCCGGUGUCUUCCGAGACUUGCCCCGAUUACAAAUAGUGAAUAUCACCGAUUGUGGAAUCCAUUGGGUUCAUCCUCGGUCGUUAAUAGAUUUGCCAGAACUGAAAGAAAUCUCAUUGAUCGGGAAUUCGAUCGUGGACGCUAAUAUGAUCGGUCGCGUUUGCAUGGAUCUACCUUCCCUUUCCGUGAUACGUCUGGACAGAAAUCGGAUGAACCGUCUCGGCGAAGGAACUUUCACAGAUUUGCCCGUUCUCUCCCGCUUAUACUUAUCGAGGAAUCUGAUUACCGAGGUAUUCGCUGGAGCGUUUCAAAGAAUGCCAGCGUUGAAGGUUGUAGAUCUUAAUCACAACUUAAUACAUCGGGUGCAUCCUGAAUUCUUCCCACGCGGACCUGGAAACGUCCUGGAAGAAAUUUGGUUAAUCAACAAUGAUUUGAGCCACGUGACCGAACUGAGAUCGCUGAUGGAGGCUUUGCCACGAUUAAAAUUCCUCGACGUUAGUCACAAUCAAAUUGAAGAGAUACCGUUUGGUGCGUUAAGAGGACAUCCCACGUUAGAGAGACUUCACCUUGACCAUAAUCGGGUGGCCUUCCUCCAAAGAGAAACCUUCACCGCGAUGCCUGCUCUUCGGGAAUUACGAUUAAAAAAUAAUUCUUUGUCAAACUUAUUGGAAGCGCCAUUCUGGAACUUGCCAGCGUUAAAAGGACUAGAUCUGUCUGGGAAUUACUUUCGUCACAUUGAGCCCCGUUUACUAGCAAAUCUGCCAAAUUUGAGACGUUUAGACAUCAGCGGAAACGCGGUCGGCCUCAUAGAACCCGACUCGUUCUUGGGCACACCGGCACUAGAGUACAUCAACAUUUCUGGAAACGCGCUUUCCGUUAUUCACCCGUUAACAUUUCAUCAUUUGAACAAUCUUUAUGAGCUGGACAUCGGUUGGAACAGGAUGCUCGAAAUAGUACCAGGCUUACCGAGGAACAUAGAGCAUCUUUACAUGCCUAUGAAUCGCAUUGUCGCUUUACCAGCCGUGUCCUCUCAAGAUUUGGACCUUCCGGUUCUGAGAUCGCUGGAUCUCAGCGCGAAUGGAAUUGAGCGCAUAUUACCUGGCAGUCUGGCCGAUCUGCCGAAUUUGAGAAAAUUAAACUUCGGUUACAAUUCUCUGCGAAUCUUGGAGGACGGUGCCUUCGAUAAUUUGUCGAGAUUAGAACAAUUGGAUUUGAGAUACAAUCGACUGGUCACCCUACACGGUCGGAGUUUCAGGCCAUUGAGAUCGCUAAUGGAUUUAAAUCUCCGAGGCAAUCGUUUAGAAGUUCUAAGACCGGAUAUCUUUCAGGAGAACAUCAGAUUACAGAGAUUGGAUCUUAGUAGGAACAAUCUUGCUCAAAUACCUCAUGCAACUUUCUCGAAUUCCAGAGACCUUCGCGAACUGUACGCGUCGCACAAUACUUUGACCGAGUUACCCGGAUCGUUGCACGGCUUAACAGCCCUCGAGGUACUCGACUUGAGCUUCAACAAGCUGAACAUCCUGUCACCGGAAACGCUGAGCAGUCUGUCGGCCUUGCUCGAGCUGAAACUUGUCAGGAAUCGUAUCCGAGAACUGCGCGAGGGUGCGUUCGAUGGUCUGCCACGAUUGACGUUGAUCGAUUUGGAGAACAACGACUUGAGGAUCAUUGAGAGAAACGCUAUAAGAGCUCUGCCGGAACUGCAAGCGAUACGGCUUGGGAAAAAUCGCUUACAGAUGAUUCCAAGCGGAGCAUUCACCGAAUUGCCUCUGUUGCAAAGUGCAGAACUUCAGGAAAACCGUAUUCAGGAAGUUGCAAGCAAUGCCUUCAUUAACGUGCCUCAUCUUCUAUUCCUCAACCUAAGUCACAACCAUUUAUCCUCGUUAGAUUACGUUGGUUCGGAAAGUUUGCGAUCGUUGGAGGUCUUAGAUUUGAGCAACAAUCGAUUGUCGAAGGUGUCAAGCAACAGUUUGGCGUCAAUGGAGUGGUUGGUCGAAUUAAGAAUGGACAACAAUCGAAUUUGCACUAUCCAAGGCUCGCCAUUCGACGAAAUGCCGAGACUCCGAGUUCUCACUUUAAGAAGCAAUCGGAUGGCUUCUGUUUCAGAAACAGCGUUCAAAAGAUUGCGAUCAAAUAUCGCUGUUCUAGAUAUCGACGGUAAUAAGAAAUUCUUUUUAUUUCUUAUUGACUUAAAUUCGACGAGGACGUCGGAUUCAAGUACAGCAGCGGACGAAUCACCUGAAAAAGCAAAUGAAACUUAUGUGUCUACUAAAAAUGAUGAUGAAGACAGUUUAGAAGCGAAUAAAAAGUCGCAUAAGAACGAAGGAAAAUUACAAGUGGAAAGCGCAAGUCGAAUCGUUUGGACUACUCCGAGAACAGUCUCAGAAACGACAAAGGAAGCUUCCUUUAAAGAAACCUCGACACAAAUAUUAAAGCAUACUUACUGGGAUUCUAAAGAGAUCGAAAAUCAGGGAUCACCAAAUACUGCGACAAAUGUUAAAAAAGAAUCCAAUGAUGACUCCGGUUCUACUGUAACGGAGCGAACAGCAUUCCAUUCGACUCCGCUUUUGGAAAUUCAAAAGAAUUUCUCUUCUGCUUCUCAAGUUACUCAUGAAACUGAGGCAUCAGCCCUGUCAGCGUUUUUGAUUCCUGGAGGUCAGGUACCUCCUUCGGUACCAAAUUUGCGACCACUAGGAAAACCAACAAUAACGAAGGUUCCAUCGCCACGUGUCGGUCUUUCCGUGGAAUCGGAGAAACAAAAAUCGGUGGCACAAGCUGUUCAACGGUACAUGGAAAAUGAAGAAACGAUGUUGGAUAAAGAUGGUCUUUCUAAUGAGAAUGCUGAAAUUGUUGAAGACAAUCCUUUUAAUUGGUACUUUCAACAUUAUAACGAUACCAAUUUAGAACCUUUUGUAGGUAUAGCGUAUAGUGGAGUAUUCAUCCAUUCAAUUUUGCUGCCUGUCAUAAUUAAUCAUUUGCAUCCAUCAACAAAAUAUUUAACAAAUUACAUGAAAUAUUUAAUACAUUUAUUGAUAGUACUCGGAGCAACGGAAAUGGUACCGCUUCGUAUGAGUUUAAAGGAUUCCUCGACGCGAAAUCCUAAUUUCCCAGAUUCUGAUUACUUUUACGAGUAUGCAGAUUAUCAAGAUAGUAAAAAUGAUAAAUUAAACACAACUAUCGCGCCGACUCAGAGUCAGCAGUUUGCAAGUACGGUACCAACGAACACCACGAAAGUUGUUGAGUCAACGGAGAGGCCUCCAUUUCCACUGAACAACACCGUACCCAUAAAAAAGACCACUUCAGUGCCUCCGUCCCCUAGCAGUUCAGGUUUCACAUUUUUUGGAGUACCUUUGCCGAACCUUAAUUUCAAUCUGUGGGGAAACUCAGGACGAAAGUCCGAAAGAAAAAAUUCAGACCGACCAGGAAGAAGCCGAUACAGGAUAUUCCCGCCUACAGAACCGGAAGUGCACAGAGGUGGUUUCGUACCUUUGCCCCGAGGACAAGGUGGGUUUAUACCGAUCGUUGAUCCUAGAUUGAUAUACGAGAAACAAGAAAUCUCUCGGGUACGGGAUUCGAACGAUACACAGGAGGAGCGAAAGAGAUGGAAAAGCGGAAAUGGAACGGUGAUAAAGAUUGAAAAAACUCAUCCCAGAACGAACAAGCCCAAAAUAGGAUCCAAAGAGAGAGAAGAAUUAUCCAUAAUGAUGACUAAGGGAACAGACUCCCGUUUGCGAGUGACUGGCAUAAAGAAAAGCAGUAUUGACUUAAAUUCGACGAGGACGUCGGAUUCAAGUACAGCAGCGGACGAAUCACCUGAAAAAGCAAAUGAAACUUAUGUGUCUACUAAAAAUGAUGAUGAAGACAGUUUAGAAGCGAAUAAAAAGUCGCAUAAGAACGAAGGAAAAUUACAAGUGGAAAGCGCAAGUCGAAUCGUUUGGACUACUCCGAGAACAGUCUCAGAAACGACAAAGGAAGCUUCCUUUAAAGAAACCUCGACACAAAUAUUAAAGCAUACUUACUGGGAUUCUAAAGAGAUCGAAAAUCAGGGAUCACCAAAUACUGCGACAAAUGUUAAAAAAGAAUCCAAUGAUGACUCCGGUUCUACUGUAACGGAGCGAACAGCAUUCCAUUCGACUCCGCUUUUGGAAAUUCAAAAGAAUUUCUCUUCUGCUUCUCAAGUUACUCAUGAAACUGAGGCAUCAGCCCUGUCAGCGUUUUUGAUUCCUGGAGGUCAGGUACCUCCUUCGGUACCAAAUUUGCGACCACUAGGAAAACCAACAAUAACGAAGGUUCCAUCGCCACGUGUCGGUCUUUCCGUGGAAUCGGAGAAACAAAAAUCGGUGGCACAAGCUGUUCAACGGUACAUGGAAAAUGAAGAAACGAUGUUGGAUAAAGAUGGUCUUUCUAAUGAGAAUGCUGAAAUUGUUGAAGACAAUCCUUUUAAUUGGUACUUUCAACAUUAUAACGAUACCAAUUUAGAACCUUUUGUAGGUAUAGCGUAUAGUGGAGGUGAAAAGAUAAGUGCGGCUCGGUGGACUUUAUUUAGCCAAAUGUGUCUUAUUUUGUAUAUUCUUAUAUAA
This is a messenger RNA of Ceratina calcarata, 5154 nucleotides long. It is a transcript of the gene atk, whose product is annotated as artichoke. The coding region runs from base 1 to 5154 and encodes 1717 amino acids. Lineage: Eukaryota; Metazoa; Arthropoda; Insecta; Hymenoptera; Apidae. The transcript has 11 exons. The record is from RefSeq and is a predicted model, not a curated record. Gene Ontology annotation, molecular function: protein binding.